Molecule: messenger RNA, 561 nt
Organism: Paramecium sonneborni
Lineage: Eukaryota; Ciliophora; Oligohymenophorea; Peniculida; Parameciidae
Source: the annotation of a GenBank genome assembly
AUGUUGCUUUAAUUAAUUAAUUAUAGAUAAAACAAUUUUUUUUUAUUUUUUUUACCUUUUUAAAUUUUUACUAAAAAAAAAAUUGUUUUUAAAAUUAUAGAAAUUAUUCUAAGUAUUAUCCAUUAUUUUUCUAAUCAGGUUUAUUAUUAUGAGAAGUACUUUCUCUUGAUACAUGAUUCAUAUAUAACUUUUUUAGGUAUACAUAAACAUAUUUAAAUUAUGCUUAAUUUAAAAAGAUUGUAUGUGAACUUUUGUAAUAGAUCCAUAAUUUAAAGAUUUUGGCUUUAGAAAUUCUUACAAAACAAAAUUAGCUAUAAUAUUCGCUUUGGUUAGAUGUUAUAGGGAACGAUUUGUUCUGGAUUUAAUUAUUUUUAUUUAAAUAAUAUAUAACUCUUUUUAAAAUCUUCUCAGCCAUAUUUUAUAAUCUCAUUAAUUAUUGGUUAAAUUGUAAUUUUAAUAAUAAUUAAAGGGUUAAUAUUGUAUUCAGAUAAGUCCUUAGCUUCAAAUAUUAUUACUAAAUUAAUUGAUAUGUAUUAGUUGUUCUUCUUUCUUAUAAUAUGA